Molecule: messenger RNA, 210 nt
Organism: Spodoptera exigua (beet armyworm)
Lineage: Eukaryota; Metazoa; Arthropoda; Insecta; Lepidoptera; Noctuidae
Source: the annotation of a GenBank genome assembly
AUGCUCGGAAAGAAGGAGGCGCUGCACGUGAGAGAGCUAUCCUCCCUAACCACCGAAGCGUCACUCCGGGCGUCGGGGAUGGAGCGACGAUCUCCGGCCGCCGUAAACCCGAUUGCGGAAAGCGAGCAACCUGCCAGAACCAGUCCUGCGUACCGUAGCGUUUACACUCACCUCAAAGACCCAGAGACCAUCACAGAGGGGGCCCACUAG